AUGACGUGUGUGAGAGAUUUCUAUAGUCCAGGAGCUUACUAUAAUAGUGGAGUAACAAACCUUGAGCGUUUUGUGAGAGAUGAGUGUAAUGCAGGAAGGAUUAAGAAGCUUGAUGAUGGUUUGAGAUACUUUGAUCAGUUGAUUUCGGAGAGGCCAUUGCCAUCUAAUAUUACAUUCUUAAAUGCUGCUGUGAAUUGGCGCAAAGUGAAUCAUGGGUUUUGUUUGCUUGGAGAAAUUAUUAAGAGAGGCUAUCAUCCUAAUGUUUUCACUUUCGGUACACUGAUUAAAGGGUUGUGUCAACAAGGAAAGAUUGAUUCUGCAUUCCAAGUGUUUGGUAAAAUGACUCAGUCAGGCAUUCAACCUAAUGCGGUUACAUGUAAUAUUCUUAUACAUGGGCUUUGUACAACCGGUAAAGUCAGUCUUGCUCUUCAGUUAAAAAACAAAAUGGGAAAAUGGAACUGCAGACCUACUAUGAUUGACGGUUUGUGUUUGACAGGUCGGCUGCAAGAAGCGGUUAAACUGUUUGACUCGAUGGUAGAUAGGGGCCUUGAGCCAAAUGAAAUCACCUACACUGUGUUAAUUGAUGGGUAUUGCAAGAAUCGUAAGUUGGAUGAAGCUAUGCAGCUAUUCAGCAAAAUGAAACAAAACGGAGUGAAACCCACUAUAGUUCCUUACAGUACGCUUUUAAGGGGACUAUACCAAGAUGGGAGAAUGAAGACUGCACAGAGGUUUCUUGAUGAGAUGCAAUCUUUUGGUCAUCGGCCAAACGAAGUUACAUACUGUACAAUGUUAGACGGUCUUUGCAAGAAUGGAAAAAUGGACGAGGCAAUGAAAUUGUUUGAAUCCAUGGAGGGUGGUAUCUUAGCCAAUGUUGCAAUGUACAAUGUUCUCAUUCAUGGUUUUUGUCGGGCUGGCCAGAUGGAAGACGCGAGAAAACUGUUUCACGAGAUUCCAAAAAAAGGAUUAGUUCCUGAUAUGGUAACAUAUACUACAUUGAUGUCUAGCCUCUUUCAUAACAAGAUGUUAUUGGAGGCUAACAAUUUAAUCAUUGAAAUGGAAACCAAAGGUUGUUUACCGGAUGUUAGAGCAUACAAUACUAUCAUCAAAGGCUUUCUUGAAGGAAAGAAGACAGACAAGGCAUCGCAAUUUUUCUGCAAGAUGCGUGGAAGAAAAUUUGUACCCAGUGAUUCUGUGGUUAUUUUGUUGAUAAACACUAUCUCAGCAGAUGAGCUAAAAAAACCUUUAGUUUUUCGCCAAAUCCUGUAACUGUUGAGAAAACUGUCAGGUGGAAAAUGCAAGGUUGCAGGCUGGUGCGACGGUUAAAGAUGUUGGCAUGUUGUUAUAAUACAAUGGGGUUUUGUUUUAAUGGAUGACAAGAGAAGCUUAAUAGGUACAAAUUUAUUGUGAUACUUGUCGUCAUUGGCGUCAAAUGAAGUCUUUCUGCUGUAGUCUCUUCACGAAUUUUCAAAUAGGAUAUUUGAGUCAGUAAAAAAUUAGGAAAUUUACAUUCGCAACAAUAGUUAGUAACAGCCAUUUUCCGUGAGUAACCAAAAAGCUGGAAAGAGUAAAUUGGCCUUUAGAGAAUUACUGCCCAAUGCACAUCCAUUUGUGCAGAGAACACCUAAAUUCUUAA
Papaver somniferum (opium poppy) is the source of this 1633-nucleotide messenger RNA. Its product is annotated as pentatricopeptide repeat-containing protein At1g64583, mitochondrial-like. The record is from RefSeq and is a predicted model, not a curated record. The coding region runs from base 1 to 1266 and encodes 421 amino acids. NCBI's taxonomy places the organism in Eukaryota, Viridiplantae, Streptophyta, Magnoliopsida, Ranunculales, Papaveraceae. Gene Ontology annotation, molecular function: protein binding. The transcript is spliced from 4 exons.